Molecule: messenger RNA, 1608 nt
Organism: Gossypium arboreum
Lineage: Eukaryota; Viridiplantae; Streptophyta; Magnoliopsida; Malvales; Malvaceae
Product: RNA pseudouridine synthase 4, mitochondrial
Exons: 10
Coding region: 68-1507 (479 amino acids)
Biological process (GO): pseudouridine synthesis
Molecular function (GO): pseudouridine synthase activity; RNA binding
Source: RefSeq, a predicted model, not a curated record
AUCAUCUGCCGUCAGUUAAAUCUCAUUUUAGUCCUUCCAUAAAACCCAAAACCCCAAAGUAACGGCGAUGUUGGUUGGCGCCAAUCUUCUUCGCCGCCUCUUACGUUCACAACUAUCCGCCGAUGACGGUGGAACUGGCUUUAUCAUCACCGCCAUCCACCAUCUCCGACCACAAUACAGUACAACCACCGAAUUCUCAGAUGAGGGAAAUAGUGAAAAUAAGAAGGAAAGCAAAUGGUUCACGCUACCCCCAUUUGCUAAAACCGUCAGUGCCUCGGAACUGGGAGCCAAAUUAGCCAGAAAAAACCAUUUGAAAUCCGCCACAUCCGCCGAAACUUCCACCUAUAAAACGACGGCGCUGAAGUGGGUUCUGAAAUGCUGCCCGGAGCUGCCUAGAAAUCUAGUACAAAAGCUAUUUCGUUUAAGACAGGUUCGAAGAGAAUCCAUAGCCAUGGAGGUUACUGAUGAUGGUUGUCAAGUACAAAAGAUUCAACUUAAAAGGGUUGGAGCUAAAGAUUCAUUGAACAUUGGAGAUAAAAUCUUUCUUCCUAUUAGUGUUCGUGAGGUUCCGGAGGAGAAACACGAACAUGAUUGCACCGAUGAAGAAUCUAACUUUAUCCGAAGCUUGGAGUUAUAUAAGGAUACAGCCAUUAUUGUUCUCAAUAAGCCUCCGGGAAUGCCAGUUCAGGGUGGCAUUGGCAUCAAAUGGAGUUUAGAUGAAUUAGCUGCUGCAUGGUUACGUUAUGAUUACUCAGAAUCACCACGGCUGGUGCACAGGCUUGACCGAGAUUGCAGUGGCAUAUUGGUGAUGGGGAGAACUCAAAUGAGUGCCGCAAUUCUUCAUUCCGUAUUCCGUGAGGAAACGCUCGGUGCAUCGAAACAUGAUUCUGACAACGAGAAAAGAGUCUUGCAGAAGAGGUAUUGGGCACUUGUUAUCGGAUCUCCAAGGCGCCCCAAGGGAACAAUUUCAGCUCCACUUCGAAAGGUGGUGGUGGAUGACGGGAAAUCCGAUCGAAUCACUGUCUUUGAACACAAUAAGACGAUUUUGUCAUCUCAGCGUGCAAUUACAGAGUAUCGUGUCAUUAAAACAUCAACACAUGGGUUCACAUGGUUAGAACUGUCUCCUCUCACUGGUAGAAAGCACCAACUUCGAGUACACUGUGCUGAGGUACUGGGAACACCGAUUGUUGGAGACUACAAAUAUGGGUGGCAAGCUCAUAGAAGGUUGCAAAAUCUGGCUGAGUCAGACCUUAGAAAGAACUCAAACGAGAAGGUAGCAAAGGAAAACAUGCUCCCUUUCGGACUCAACAUGGAUAGUGGAAGCAUUUCGGAAAAACAACUUCGUCUUCAUCUUCAUUGUCGGGAAAUGAUCUUACUGAAUGUUUCUCAGGUAUUGCAAAAUCCGAAAUCGUUUACGGAUGAUGAUCUUUCAAAGCUCAAAAGCCUGGAAAUAGUUGCUCCAUUGCCUUCAUACAUGCAAAAGAGUUGGGAUAUCUUGAAUUCUUGAGAACUAAAAAACUAGGAUCUUGUAAGCUUACAAUUUUGCCAUCAUUUUCCUAUGCCUUGCUUUGGAAGAUAAUAUUAUAUAUAUAUAUAUAGUUCUAAUAA